Messenger RNA from Symbiodinium natans, 909 nucleotides. The record is from the annotation of a GenBank genome assembly. NCBI's taxonomy places the organism in Eukaryota, Dinophyceae, Suessiales, Symbiodiniaceae.
AUGGCGGAGUACCCCGAGGUCGGCAUGAGGCUGCAUGCUAUGUACAAGGGGGAUGGUAAUUACUCUCCGGCCACCGUUGCCAGCCUAGCACUCGACGCUUGGGUAUCCGUCAAUCUGCUCAAGUCGAAGGCCUUACCGAAGAAGCCGGAGAAGCCUCCCAAGGCUGCUGUCAAGAAGAAGCUGGCUCCCAAAGCCAAGGCGAACUCUGCAAAGCCGAAGCCGAUGGACUGUUCGAGAGCGAAGAAGGGCAUGCGUGUCCAGGAUGGAAAGUACUGGGCAGCGCCCAUCAAGGUGACCUUCAUGGGCUACGACAAGCAGUAUGAUGAGUGGCUUGGAGCCGACCGGCUCCACUCCAAGGCCAUUGUCCCGUGCAAGGAGAAGGAUGCUAAGGACCUGGGAGCCACGAAGACUGCUGCAAAUAGCAUCAAGGCCGCUCCAGAUAAGACGAUAAAGGAUCUGGGUGCCAGUCUGUUAGCAACUGCGGCCAGCGCGGUACCAGAGCCUGGGGUUGCCCCAGCCGUCGAAGUGCCUGGUGUCACCAUGCAGGAGGAGCUCGGGCAGCGAGAGGAUACCUCGGAGCCAAAGGGUGUCGAGGCGGAGGAAUAUUUGCCAACUCUCCUGACGCCCGUGAUCCGCGAAUUCGUGGCAGAUGGGAACCAGUCGUUCCUGGAGCUGCCGAGGAUGGGCGAAGGGGCUCGCCGCAGCGGUUCCUUUACCGCCGGAUAUGGAGUGGCGGCAACAGCUGCCCCCAGUAUGGAUCUGGCUAUGAGAAUGGCAGCUUAUUGGUGGCGUGCAGCUACAAUGGCUACUCCACCAACAACAGCCACGACCAUGUGGGAUGUUUGGGUUUUGGAGGAGGUGGUUGGUCCAUCUUGUGGACAACCUCCGCAAUUGGACAGUUUUCGUUAG